This is a messenger RNA of Adelges cooleyi (spruce gall adelgid), 1454 nucleotides long. Its product is annotated as BTB/POZ domain-containing adapter for CUL3-mediated RhoA degradation protein 3. Gene Ontology annotation, molecular function: protein binding. Gene Ontology annotation, biological process: protein homooligomerization. The transcript has 5 exons. Lineage: Eukaryota; Metazoa; Arthropoda; Insecta; Hemiptera; Adelgidae. Bases 205 to 1113 code for a protein of 302 amino acids. The record is from RefSeq and is a predicted model, not a curated record.
AACUCGGAACUGUAAAUUAUAAUAUAUUGUUUAAUAUAUGUGGAGGAUUAAUUAUUAUGAUUAUUAAUUAAGUAAAUAAUGCAUCUUAUAAAUGUAUAAUUAUACCAAUAUAUUAUAUAUAUUUUAAAUUUCACUUCAUAAGGUUUUUUUUUGUACAUAAGUAGUUGUUAAAUACGACCCUUAAAUAUUUUCAUUAAAAACUGUAUGGUAUCUAGUUAUAAAAAAAAUAUAAAUAUAAAAAAAAUGCAACAGCAAGAUAUCCAGCUAAAAUAUGCAAAAUUAAAUGUUGGUGGUUCUCUAUUUUACACAACAAUCGGUACACUAACUAAACAUGACACUAUGUUAAAAGCAAUGUUUAGUGGUCGUAUGAAAAUCCUUACUGACACAGAAGAAGUGUAUAUGUUAACAGGGUGGGUUCUCAUAGACCGUUGUGGCAAACACUUUAAUUCUAUAUUAAAUUUUCUACGAGAUGAACACGUAGCUCUUCCUGAUAAGACGUAUGAAAUUGCAGAACUGUUAGCUGAAGCCAAAUUUUAUCUUAUUUCACCACUAGUUGAAGCAUGUCAACACGCAUUACGAUCAAGACAAUGUAAAAUUGAGCCUCAGUGCCGUGUUCCUUUAAUAUCGUCAAGUCCUGAUUUAAGUCAACUUAUUACGCUGAGUACCAAACCUACUGUGAAACUUCUUAUAAAUAGACACAACAAUAAGUAUUCAUAUACAAGUGCUUCUGAUGAUAAUCUACUGAAAAAUGAAGAAUUAUUUGAUAAACUAUCAUUGCGUUUUGGUUCAAGAUUCCUGUUUAUUAAAGAUGUUAGUGGUUCCAGUGAAAUAUGUUGUUGGAGUUAUUUUGGCCUUGCUGUCAAAGUAGCUGAAGUUUGUUGCACAUCAAUUGUGUAUACAACUGAUAAAAAACAUACCAAGGUUGACUUUCCUGAGGCAAGAAUUUAUGAAGAAUGUCUCAAUUUGAUGUUGUAUGAAAAUCGUACUGAGCCUGAUCAAGAGCUAAUGCAAGCAACCUCCUGGCGUGGUGCUGUGUCAAGCAUGUCUUCAACGUAUGGCAGUGAUGAUGAAGAAGAACGAAAUCGAAUAGCUUUUCGAAAAAGAUUAGUAUAGGGUUCUUUUUUUAGGAGCGUUUUUCAAAAAACCUUCAAAAAACUAUUUUAAUUAUAAAUUAUGUACAUAGCAUUUAUAUUUAAGUUGUAAUGUUAGUACUUAUAGAGCUGCAGAAGGUUUUUUCUCUCAUAAUAAAAAAUGAGUCUUUUUUUUUUAUAUUUUUAAUAAUUGUAUAUAAAAAGGAACAUUUUACCAAAUAUAUUUAUGACACACUAAGUUUAGUAUAUAUAUUUCAUAUACUAUAUAUUAUGACGAUAUAUUUUAUACUAAUUUUAUUUACUCUUACUGAUGAUAUAAUCCUUUUGUAUUUGAAAUUAUUGAUUUUAGUUUGUCUGUACGCA